Hippopotamus amphibius kiboko is the source of this 2703-nucleotide messenger RNA. RefSeq names its product UTP25 small subunit processome component (gene UTP25). Gene Ontology annotation, molecular function: rRNA binding; U3 snoRNA binding. Gene Ontology annotation, biological process: maturation of SSU-rRNA from tricistronic rRNA transcript (SSU-rRNA, 5.8S rRNA, LSU-rRNA). The coding region runs from base 91 to 2355 and encodes 754 amino acids. NCBI's taxonomy places the organism in Eukaryota, Metazoa, Chordata, Mammalia, Artiodactyla, Hippopotamidae. Gene Ontology annotation, cellular component: small-subunit processome; nucleolus. The record is from RefSeq and is a predicted model, not a curated record. The transcript has 12 exons.
CGCUGUCGGCAGUCCGGCGUGAGUGGAUUGACGAGACUACUUCCAGGUGAAAAACGGGCUCUUGAAGUUGGCCGACUUGAAGUGUUCGCCAUGGGCAAGCGCGGGAGCCGGAGCCAGAGCCAGCUGCUCAGCUCCCUGACUAAAAAGCAGAAGAAGCAUCUUCGGGAUUUCGGCGAGGAGCAUCCCUUCUAUGACAGGGUUUCCAGAAAGGAAGCAAAACCACAGACUUGCCAACUGUCAGAGAGUUCAGAUACUUCAAGUUCUGAAAGUGAAGCAGAGAGUGGACCAGAACAAGUUUCUGGUUACCACAGACUACUUGCCACAUUAAAGAAUGUUUCUAAGGAAGAGGAGGAGGAAGAGGAGGAGGAAGAGGAAGAAGACAGUGUUAUAGAUGAGACAGAAAUAAAUCUUGAAGAUGGCGAUAGUGACAUCAGUGUGGAGGAAGAGACGGCAGCAGAGUCUGACAUGCAGAAGAAUGUGGCCCUACCUGCUGACCCUGAGGGAAAAGAUGGGCAAGGGCCACCUGGCACAUCAGAGGACUCCCCAGAGGAGUUUACAGAUGCAAAACAUGAGUCGCUCUUCAGCCUAGAAACCAAUUUUCUUGAAGAGGAAAGUGGAGGCAACUGUUCUUUGAAAGCGUCACAAGAUCCAUUUGUACAACAUGUGAACAAAGAACUAAAAGAAAAAGAAAUCCAGACUGUUGCCACAAAUCCCAAAACUACCCAACAGCUAAAAUGGCCCAUUCUGGGCCAGCUUGUCUUUUCAUCCAAGAUUCAGAAGUUGGAAACCUUUAAACCCCCAAAGGACAUUGACUUAAAGUCACUUCAUCUCCAGAAACCUCUGGAAUCCACUUGGAUCAAGACCAAUAGCCAGUUCCUCUCUGGCCCCCAAAAAUCAAGCAGCCCCUUCACACCCCUCCAGAAGGAGCUCUUCUUGAUUAUGAAUUCUUACCGGGACCUGUUCUACCCAGAAAGGACCGCCCUGAAGAAUGGGGAAGAGAUCCGUCACGUGUACUGCCUGCAUGUAAUAAAUCACGUUCUCAAAGCCAAUGCUCAGGUGCUUGGCAACAACAGCAGACGCCGGAGCCAGAAACUUGGGGUGGGCGAUGACGAUGGCCUCAGAGACCAGGGGCUAACAAGGCCCAAGGUGCUAAUAGUGGUGCCAUUCCGGGAAGCUGCUUUGCGGGUGGUACAGCUCUUCAUCAGCCUUCUUGAGGGCGACAGCAAGAAGAAAAUAAUUGUAAGCAACAAAAAGAGGUUUAAUGGAGAGUAUGGCUCAGACCCUGAGGAGAGACCACCCAACCUGAAGAGGCCUGAGGAUUAUGAAGCUGUGUUUGUCGGCAACAUCGAUGACCACUUCAGGAUUGGAGUGGCAAUACUGCAGAGAAGCAUCCGACUUUAUGCCCCCUUCUACUCCUCGGACAUCCUCAUUGCCUCCCCUCUGGGCUUGAGGACCAUCAUUGGCGGAGAAGGAGAAAAGAAGAGAGAUUUUGACUUUCUGUCUUCUAUUGAGCUUCUCAUCAUUGAUCAAGCUGACAUUUACCUGAUGCAGAACUGGGAGCAUGUCCUGCAUUUGAUGAACCACAUGAACCUACUGCCCUUGGACUCACAUGGGGUGGACUUUUCUCGAGUACGCAUGUGGAGCCUCAAUAAUUGGUCCAAAUACUAUCGUCAGACACUGCUGUUUGGGGCCCUGCAGGAUGCCCAGAUCAACUCCGUGUUCAACAAGUACUGUGUCAAUGUGCAAGGCCAGGUGGCCGUGAGGAACGUCCCAAUGACAGGCUCCAUCAGUCACGUCCUGGUGCAGCUCCCACAUGUCUUCCAGAGGAUGGAAACUGAAAACCUAGCUUCGGUGAUUGAUGCCAGGUUUAACUUUUUCGUGAACAAGAUCUUGCCUCAGUAUCGUGAUGCAGUCAUGUCUCACACACUUAUCUAUGUGCCCUCCUACUUUGACUUUGUGCGUCUCCGAAAUUACUUCAAGAAGGAGGAGCUGAACUUCACUCACAUCUGUGAAUACACCCAGAAGUCUGGUGUCUCCAGGGCCAGACACUUCUUCCUUCAAGGAGAGAAGCAGUUCCUGCUCCUCACAGAGCGCUUCCAUUUCUACAAAAGGUACACAAUAAAAGGCAUCAGGAACCUGAUUUUCUAUGAACUGCCAACAUAUCCCCACUUCUACGGUGAAGUCUGUAACAUGCUGCAAGCCACCACCAGAGGAGAGGAAGCUGCCUGGACCUGCACUGUCCUCUACUCCAAGUACGAUGCCCAGAGAUUGGCUGCUGUGGUUGGGGUGGAGCGGGCUGCGCAGAUGCUGCAGUCCAAGAAGAACGUUCACCUCUUCAUUACUGGAGAAAGAUGAGAAUUGGUUGGACAGGAAGUGGUGUUUGGCGUGAUGUGUCACGCUUGAGUCUGUGUCACUUGGACCCAAUUCUGAUCACUUACACAAAGAAGGGCUGCUACACGGAAGGAGCACCAGGCAGCAUCUUAUCAGAUACUUCUUUCUUUUCAGAUCAUAUGUCCCUGAAAAGUUGAGUGUAAACCAGAUUUUGGUAAAACCUAUCUUUCAGAGGUCAGGAGAUAGCUCAUGGGACUCUGAGAAGUUGAUAGAAGGAAUCGUCUACUUGUGAAUUUUUUUGUAAGCCAUAAAUUCUUUUAUUAUGAUUUUACCUCUAAUUUAUUACACUUGGUAAAUUCUGGCAGAUUUGCC